GCGUCAGGAAAGACCUAGCCUGCAAGCUGAGAUGACUACCUUUGCAUGCAAAAAAUGAGCUACAAUCUCUUCCUCCUGGCUUUUGUCCUGGGCAUUGGUGGAGCUUUCCAGUAUGGGUUGCAGGUCUCCAUUAUAAAUUCUCCCGCUGAGUACAUCAAAAGUUUCAUCCAUGAGACCUGGCUGAAGAGAUACAGCUCCUCUCCCAGUGAAGAGACGAUUACUUUGAUGUGGUCCUUUGUUGUGUCCAUUUACAGCAUCGGUGGGCUUCUGGGGUCCUUGUCUGCUGGAUAUUUGUCUGUUAGAUUUGGAAGGAAGAAGGCCAUGCUGUUCACCAAUAUCCCUGCUCUGCUGAGCGCAACUCUGAUGGGACUUAGCCGGCUGUGUGGAUCCUUUGAGAUGAUCAUCGCUGGAAGAUUAUUUUCCGGAGUGUGUGGAGGUUUAGCUCUGAUUAUCCAUCUCAUGUAUGCUGGGGAAUGUGCCCCACUGGAGCUCCGCGGCCUGAUUGCCAUAACAGCUUCUACUGCCACUGCCAUCGGAAAGUUUGUAGGAUUUGCUCUGGGUCUCAGAGAAGUCCUCGGAGUAGAUGCUCUCUGGCCGAUUCUCAUGGCAGUCAAUGCACUUCCUGCCCUCAUUCAGCUUCUCACCCUCCCCUUCUUCCCAGACUCUCCCCGCUACCUGCUCAUUGACAAAAAGGACAAGGAGGGGUGCAUCAAAGCUGUGAAGCAGCUCUGGGGAGACGCUGACCAUAUGGCUGAAAUAGAUGACAUGAUGGCAGAGCAAGAAGCCAUCCGUGGAGAGAAGGCUAAGAGUGUUUGUGAUCUUUUUCGUGACAAAGCUGUCCGUUGGCAGUUCAUCACUCUCUUCCUUGUCUCCUCAUGCAUGCAGUUAAUUGGCGUCAAUGUGGUUUACUUUUAUGCAUACAAUAUCUUUAUAAAGGCUGGAAUCCCCCCUGAUCAAAUCCACUAUGUCUCCCUGGGAGUUGGGAUCACCGAGAUCCUCACCACAGUCCUCUGUGGUUUCCUAAUUGAGCGUGCAGGGAGGAAGGCACUGCUGUGGAAAAGCUACAGUGUUAUGGCUUUGGCUUUAGGGCUCCUCACAGUCACGCUUUCACUACAGGAUUCAUUUUCCUGGGUACCAUACUGCUCUGUUGCACUUAUCUUUAUUUUCAUCAUGAGCUUUGGCAUCGGGCCAGCUGCAGUAGUAUGCCCCUUGCCCACAGAAAUAUUUAUUCAGUCAUACAGACCAGCUGCUUAUGUUUUUAAUGGUGCUACAAACUGGAUCCAACUCUUCAUCCUUGGACUUUUGUUCCCUUUUAUUGUGGAAGGUCUUGGUAGUUUCUGUUUCAUCAUUUUCCUGACGUACUGUCUGUCCAUGGCUAUCUUUGUCUUCCUGGUGAUGCCAGAGACCAAAGGAAAGACCAUACUGCAGGUCAUGGAGGAGUUCAACUGCCUGAACUACCGUGGAAAGAAGAGACAGACAGCUGUACAGCAGAGUAACUGCUCCGUGAAGAUUGUUACUAGACUGUAAUAGCAAACUCUCCACUCCAUAUUUCACUCUUUUACUACUGUAGUGCCCAGAAGCCUCACCAAGCAAGAGAGAAUCCGUUGCUCCACAAACAGCACGCAUGUGUAUUUUAAAAAUAAUCACCUGUAGUGCAGGGUGCAGGAUGAAUGGUGGUUCUCUCCAGUUGCUGAAAUAUGAGCUGAAUUAAAUCCUCUGCAGAAAAAAAUUAAACACAGUGUAUAAAGAGAUAAGAUCUUUGCCAGUCCCUGCAAGUUAUUAGCUGUGUAAACUGAAAAUACAGGGUCUGCUAUUUUUCUUACCAAAACUUGGACUCCACAGGUAUUGGAGGAAGUAAGUGUGGAAAGUUCAGAUGUAUAGCAUACUUGUGAAAUUGAGAGAAAAAGAAGACAGAGCUUUCACAUUGAAAUUAUUUGCUCCUAUUAACAAGUCAGUGCUACUGACCUUUCCCAGAGAAGGACCUUCAGUCCAGAUGAAAACAGAUGUUUAGCUCUUUAAUCUGGUGAAAGAAGAGUACCUUGCCUAUUAGUAGCCAGAACUGGUAUGCAAUGUUUCCCCCUCUUAUAAUUAGACUUGAGAGCAAGUACAUAGUACAGGGGCAACUAGGACUUUCUUGAAGGGUUUAUGACCACACUUCUGUGACCUGCAGCAUGGUCUUCAUCCUUUUUUUUUUUUUUUGGGGGGGGGGGAGGGAGUGUCAUUGCUAUGUCUGAAGUAAAAAAAUGUAAAGGAGAUAUAAGGUCCUGGUGUAAAGGAGACACAAUGCUAGAGAAGCACCCAAGCAUAACCUAUCAUCUCAAGCCAAACCUCUUGCUUGGCAAUCGGGUGCGUUGCCUAGAUUGUGGAGAUUCUUGUGUUGGGACAAACAGGGAUAUAUCAGCACUGAAAGAAAUCAUGAGCAAAGGAAGCAGAGUUGCAGGAAAUAAUGAGUGGGCUAAUCCACAGUGGGCAGGUUCUCCUUCUUCAUUAGCGAUAACUAUGUAUCAUGUCUUCAGCCUGGAGUUAUUUCAUGUCAGAGAGAAUGAACACUGGGUUACAAUGGGAUUGAGUUCCCAAGAGUAACUGAUAUAGACAAGACAAAAAAAGAGUGGUGCCUCUCCUGGAGAACCCAAUCACAUUUUCAUUACAAAACAUUGUAAAAAGGGCUUAACUUUUUGUCUUCAUUGCUAUAUGACAUGACACACUCUUGCUCUUUUUCAUGCUUUGCAUUUUACUGAGAAGGAAAUAAAAAAAAGCAGUGACUAGGAAAACACAUUCUACCUGAUCAUGCCUGGAUUUGGUUUUCAUUGAUUGAAGACUCAGGGACAGAGGAGGGCCUGUUUCUGGGAGUGCGUUGCUGGGGUCAAGGAAUAUUGUGCCUGUCUUGUUCUGGAAAUAAGAUCUUCACUACUGACUAUUGUAGAUGCUACACAAUAAAAUUUGCAAAAGGGCCUACAUAUUAAGCAGUAGUUUCUUUCACAGCCCUAAG
Molecule: messenger RNA, 2989 nt
Organism: Phalacrocorax carbo (great cormorant)
Lineage: Eukaryota; Metazoa; Chordata; Aves; Suliformes; Phalacrocoracidae
Source: RefSeq, a predicted model, not a curated record